Molecule: messenger RNA, 2768 nt
Organism: Syngnathus typhle (broad-nosed pipefish)
Lineage: Eukaryota; Metazoa; Chordata; Actinopteri; Syngnathiformes; Syngnathidae
Gene: mlphb
Product: melanophilin b
Exons: 15
Coding region: 819-2438 (539 amino acids)
Biological process (GO): intracellular protein transport
Cellular component (GO): cortical actin cytoskeleton
Molecular function (GO): actin binding; small GTPase binding; myosin binding
Source: RefSeq, a predicted model, not a curated record
AAGGAACCCGCAGCUUCACCAAAUUGGAUCCAAGUGGCCGGACCUAAAAGUCUCGACAACCCAUGCGUAAAAUUGAAUCGGCCAUUCUCUCCUUGUUGAUUAUUUGACGUGGGGAUGAGUUGACCUUUGAUCUUUGUCAACGUCCGCUCAACUGCCGUCAUCCUGCAGGUGGAGCUAGUGCACAAGACAGCAGCCAGCCCAAGGACUGAUGGAGAAGCCGACGUUCAAACGUUGACAGCUUGAUGUGACCUCACUGACAUUUGAGGCUAAUAGGCACGUGGUUGUUGGCAGUAAAGCUGGAAAUGUGCUGUGGUGUGUGAUGCGGUGGGGGGAAGGACCCUCAGUGGCCCCUCAGUGGCCCCUCAGUGGCCCCUCAGUGGCCCCUCAGUGGCCCAGGAAGAUGGAAGAGCUUGUUGACAAAACAAAUGAGGAAAGAGGAUAUCUGGCCCAAGGGGGAUCAAAUUAGCCACUUUGAAAACAACAACCAGUGAGUGACGAAGAGCAAAUUGGACCAUUGUGCUCGUCACGUUAAAGACCACAAAUGGUGACCGGUCGACAUCCACUAAGUUGUUACGCAUGACAUGCGAGUCCGUUUAAGAUGGCCGCCGCCUCCAACGUGCUGCCCUUUUGAUGUGAAUUAGCUUCAAAUAGUGCUGUCAAAUGGAAGCGGCUUGUCUCAGCUCCCCCUUUCGCCCUCCUCCUCGCUAAGCAGACAUGUGAUUAGAAUUGCCGGCGUUUGCCCUCCAGUCGGCUCGGUGUUAGGCUCCUCGCUGGCUCCGCAGGAGAACUGUUAGCAGCCAGGCCUUCGAUCGACGAGAAUGAUGGGCGGCGUGAGCGUCCAGGAGCUGGAUCUUUCCAAGCUCACCGACGACGAGGCCAAACACGUGUGGCAAGUUGUUCGGCGAGAUUUUGACCUGAGGAAGAAAGAGGAAGACAGACUUGGAGAACUCAAGAGCAAGAUUGAGCGAGAAGACUUUAAGAGAGAGAUGCUGGCCGAGUGGGCCGAUUUGACGCAGUCUCACUGCAUUCGCUGUCUGAAGACCUUCAAGUUCCUGCUGAAGAACAAGCGGCAGUGUCUGGACUGCCGUUUGCACGUGUGCGGCUCUUGCAGCCGUUACAACAAAAAGGAGCACGGCUGGCUGUGCGAUGUCUGUCACAUGGCCAGGGUCCUCAAGAUCGGCACCCUGGAAUGGUACCACAAGAACGUGCGCAUGCGCUUUAAGCGUUUCGGCAGCGCCAAGGUGAUGCGAUCGCUCUUCAAAAGACUCGGCGAGGAGAACUCUUGUGAUGACGAUGACGACGAUGAUGAUGCAAAGCAUCACCAAUACGACACACAGAGUAACCCCGAAGUCCACACCCUGGGAUUGGAAGACAGUUGUAUGAAUGCCACCGAUUCACAGCGCUGCGUUAAUCAGAUGAAAAAAACCCGAAGGCGUCUCACUGUGGACCCCAUCGUUUUUGGCCUGGACUCGGGACCAGGCUCUCAGCAGUUGCUGAAAGACCAAGGCAAAUUUGUGGACGUCGGUUCGGACCUUUGCUUGACUCCACAACAAGAUGACCCGGUCUACUCGGACAACGGCACCUUUCCGUCUCGCUGCACUUCCCGGCUCAGCUACUCUUCUUAUGGCAGCGGGAGCGGCGGGGCACCCCAGCGAGGCUACUUCCUGGGACCCUGUGAUGAUGAUGAUGACUCAGAGGAAGAUGAUGAUCUCACACGGUCCUACCCCAUGUACCGAGCUCAUUUGAGACCUCGCGAGCAUGUUUCACACGAGAGCCUCAACUACCCCAAGCAGCCACCGCAGAUCAGCGAGCUGAACCGACGAAUGUCAGCCAUCGAGAGCCUUUUAAGCCGCAUGCAGGAGGCCGAGCUUCGUGACGACGAGGCACCUCAAGCCAGAGAUAGUGCUUCUCCUCUUUGCGAGUGGGAGGACAUGGACCUGAACAUGGAGGAGCAUCAACUGAGACAAAAACUGAUGGCGAUGGCGGGCGACAUAAGUGACCACAGCCUGAGUUCUGACGAGGAGGAGUCCACCCGCUCGCUCUCCUCUCAAGAGACCUCGGCAGAGAAAAAGUUCAGCAGAAGCGUGGUGGUCCCUACAUGGAAUCCGCUGACAAGCUCUCAGAAGGCAGAGCAUUCCAGCGAAAGCCUGGAGCACAAAUGGCAAGAGGAAGGCUCCAAGUCGAGCUUCAAAGGUUCCACGGCGUUGCUGUUUGAGCUGGAGGACAAAAUAGCCCAAGCCGCGGCCAACGUGCACGACGCCCAGACUCAGGUGUCCUUCAUAGAAAAUCGGAUCGCCGCUCUCAACCCUGGCGGAAUGCCGCUGGAAAAAAGACAAAAGUCCGGAGUCCUGCUCAGAACAAGAAGACUUUCCCAAUACUUCCCAACAACAAAUGGGAAUGAAACAGGACUCAUGAGGAGAAGACUAAGCUUGGUGUGAGAUUUCAAGACAACGAUGAACCGUCCUGUGAUGUUUGUUCUUAGGUCAAUACGACCCGGCGCACCGUUUUGGACAAGCUCACCAAUGGCACGAUAUAGUUGACAUAUUACAGUAUGCAAAUUGCUCCAAUAUUUUUUAGAAUAUAGUCAAAACAAAAAUAAGGAAGAAAAAUAGAAGAGGAGCAUAUUUUUUUCUGCGUUUUAAAUUAACACACGAGGUUCAUCUAAAACAAGUGAACCCAUCUCAAAUGCAUUUAGCUGACAUUGCUGUUUGUUUGUUUGUUUGUUUGUUUGUUUGUUUGUUUUAAAUAUACACUUUGCAAUCAAUUUA